AGAAAGAGAGUGAGCGCGUUAGGUUUAGAUACUAGGCAACGGGUGGAGGGACAAGCGGAGAGAGAGAGAGAGGCGGCUCCUUAUCUCACCCACACCCAGUCGCCGGCAGAUCGAAAGAAUAUCUCUACUCCAAAGGAGAGGGAGGGGUGAAGGCCGUGGAGCCGCCGCUGAGGAGCGACCCUCCGCCGGCGCUCUCCGAGAUGAGGCAUGUGCUGACUAGCUGAAAUUGAAGGAAGCAUGGCUCAGUUUCCGACAGCUUUUGGAGGGGGCCUGGAUAUCUGUGCCAUUACUGCAGAAGAAAGAGCCAAACAUGACCAGCAGUUCCAUAGUAUCAAACCAGUUGGUGGACUGAUUACUGGUGAUCAGGCCCGAAACUUCUUCCUUCAGUCUGGAUUACCUCCACCUGUACUUGCACAAAUUUGGGCUCUUGCUGACUUGAAUAAUGAUGGAAAGAUGGAUCAGUUGGAGUUUUCUAUAGCCAUGAAACUGAUUAAGUUAAAACUGCAGGGUCAUCCACUUCCCUCCACACUGCCUCCCAUCAUGAAACAAAUACCAGUAGCCAUGUCAACAGCAGGAUUUGGUAUUGGUAAUGUUUCAGCGAUGACCUCGAUGGGACCAGUAGCGCCGUUAUCAAUGGCAGCAAUGCCAGUGGUGGGCAUGUCACCACCGUUGGUGUCUUCUGUUCCUACGGCAGGAGUUCCUGCACUAGCCAAUGGGGCACCUUCUGUGGUACAGCCUCUACCUGCCUUUGCUCAUACGGGAGCCACAUUGCCAAAGAGUUCUUCAUUCAGUCGCUCUGCAUCAGUCAGUCAAGCAAAUGGAACAAAACUACAAAAGGCACAGUCAUUUGACAUAGGGAAUGUCACUGUGCCGCCUUUGGCUGCUGGUGUAGAAUGGGCUGUUCCACAGUCGUCAAGGUUGAAAUACAGGCAGCUUUUCAACAGUCAUGAUAAAACAAUGAGUGGACAUUUAACAGGCCCACAGGCAAGAACCAUCUUAAUGCAAUCCAGUUUACCACAAGCUCAAUUGGCGUCUAUAUGGAAUCUUUCUGACAUAGAUCAAGAUGGAAAGCUUACAGCGGAGGAAUUCAUUCUGGCUAUGCAUUUAAUUGAUAUGGCGAUGUCAGGACAGCCAUUGCCUCCUGUACUGACUCGAGACCUGAUUCCACCAACGUUCAGAAGAGCCAGGUCUGGUAGUGGAAUGUCUACUGGAAGCUCAUUGAGUAUUGAUCAACGGGUACCUGAAGAACCACAAGACGAAGAAACUGAAAAGAAAUUGCCUGUGACAUUUGAGGAUAAGAAACGUGAGAAUUUUGAGCGGGGGAAUCUUGAACUGGAAAAGCGACGGCAAGUUCUUCUGGAACAACAGCGAAAGGAGCAGGAGCGCCUUGCCCAACUGGAACGUGCAGAGCAGGAACGGAAAGAGCGGGAGCGGCAAGAACAAGAAAGGAAAAGGCAGAUGGAGCUCGAAAAGCAACUGGAGAAACAACGAGAAUUCGAACGACAAAGAGAGGAAGAGAGAAGAAAGGAAAUAGAAAGGCGAGAGGCUGCAAAACGUGAACUUGAAAGGCAGCGCCAGCUUGAAUGGGAGAGGAAUCGUCGGCAGGAACUCUUGAACCAACGCAACAAAGAGCAAGAAGAUAUUGUAGCCUUGAAAGCAAGGAAAAAGACUUUAGAGUUUGAACUUGAAGCCCUUAAUGAUAAAAAGAAUCAGUUGGAAGGCAAGCUUCAAGACAUCCGAUUUCGUCUCUCCACUCAAAGGCACGAGAUUGAGCAUACAAAUCAAACACGGGAGUUACGAAUUUCAGAAAUCACACAUCUACAGCAACAGUUGCAGGAAUUUCAACAGAUGCUCAGUCGACUGAUUCCUGAGAAGCAGUCUCUCAAUGAUAAACUGAAGCAGGUCCAGCAGAACAGUCUACAUAGGGACACUAUUCUUACUGUUAAAAAGUCUUUGGAAAACAAAGAGUUGACUAGACAACAUCUUCGUGAUCAACUCGAUGAAGUUGAGAAAGAAACAAGGGCGAAACUCCAGGAGAUAGAUGUCUUCAAUAAUCAGUUAAAGGAACUGAGGGAAAUUCAUAGCAGACAGCAACUGCAGAAACAGAAAGAAGCUGAACUUGAAAGGCAAAAACAAAAGGAGCAAGAGCGGAGGACAGCAGAACUUGAAAGGCAACAUGAGAAAGAAGCUGCCCAGAGAUCUGCUCAAGAACGUGAUAAACUUUGGCAGGAACAAGUACAAAGGGAUGAGGAUGAGCGACUAAAGAAUCUCCAGGAACAGCAAAGUAGAAGAACAGAAGAAACCUCCCAAAAGAAGGAGAAAAGCAAGCAGGAAGUACUGAGCAGAAUGUUUCAACAGCACCUGGAGCCAGUGAAGGACCAGUCUCGGAGUGGAUGGCAGCCACCAGAAAAACCUUCACCUGUAAUUACUGAUCAAGAUGGUAUUAAGGUUGUAUAUUAUAGAGCAUUGUAUCCAUUUGAAGCUAGGAGCCAUGAUGAGGUUACUAUUUAUCCUGGAGAUAUUAUAAUGGUUAAAGGGGAAUGGGUGGAUGAAAGUCAGACUGGAGAACCGGGAUGGCUUGGAGGUGAACUCAAAGGGAAAACUGGAUGGUUUCCUGCUAACUAUGCAGAGAAGAUUCCAGAGAAUGAAGUGCCACCGAAUUUGCAGUCGGGAGCAAAGCUGACUGCAAAGAUUGCGCCUCAUACAGUGGCUGCAAGUGUUGUGCAACCAGCAACAGAGCCUGCGAUGUCCUCCAAUUGGGCAGAUUUUAGCUCAACAUGGCCCACAACAGGCAAUGAAAAGCCAGAGAGCGAUAAUUGGGAUGCCUGGGCCACACAACCAUCACUAACUGUUCCUAGCACAGGGCAACCUCGGCAGAGAUCAGCUUUUACCCCUGCCACUGUAUCUGGAUCAUCUCCAUCACCUGUAUUAGGACAGGGAGAGAAGGUUGAGGGACUUCAAGCGCAAGCAUUAUAUCCUUGGAGGGCAAAGAAGGAUAAUCACCUCAACUUCAACAAAAAUGACAUAAUUACAGUUUUGGAACAGCAGGAUAUGUGGUGGUUUGGAGAGGUUCAUGGACAGAAGGGCUGGUUCCCCAAAUCCUAUGUAAAACUCAUUUCAGGACCUGUAAGAAAAUCCAUCAGUGUGGAUUCUACUUCUUCGGAAAGCCCUCCGAGCUUGAAGAGAAUGACCACCCCACCUUCAAAGCUAUCUGCAGCACAUGGAGAUGAACCUUGCAGGGAGGAGGCUGCUCCGCCUCGACCUCCCUUUCUCCCAAGGAAAGAUUCCAAUUUGAGGGUUCCUUGCCCUUCAGAGACGCUCUUUGCUGCUUCUGGUGGAGAAGAAUUUGUUGCUAUGUACACGUAUGAAAGUAAUGAACCUGGGGAUUUAACUUACCAGCAAGGUGAUGUGAUUCUUGUGACAAAGAAAGAUGGUGACUGGUGGACAGGAGUUGUAGGAGAAAAAGUGGGGGUCUUCCCAUCCAACUACGUCAGACCAAAAGACUCUGAGGGACCUGGGCAAACUGGGAAGAGUGGAAGCCUAGGAAGAAAGCCUGAAAUUGCUCAAGUGAUAGCUCCUUAUACAGCAACUGGUGCUGAGCAACUUACCCUGGCACCUGGUCAGCUCAUUCUCAUUCGCAAGAGAAAUGCUGGUGGAUGGUGGGAAGGGGAGCUUCAGGCUCGAGGAAAAAAGCGACAAAUAGGAUGGUUUCCUGCCAAUUAUGUGAAGCUUCUCAGCCCUGGAACAAAUAAAAGUACUCCAACUGAUGCUGCAAGACCACCCACAACAAUAAAUGUUUUGUUCCAGGUGAUUGGUAUGUAUGACUACAUUGCACAGAAUGAUGAUGAACUUGCGUUUGCCAAAGGACAGAUCAUCGGUGUUCUCAAUAAGGACGAUCCAGAUUGGUGGAAAGGGGAGCUCAAUGGGGUCACUGGUCUCUUCCCAUCUAACUACGUGAAGCUAACAACUGAUAUGGACCCAAGCCAGCAAUGGUGUGCUGACUUACAUUUAUUGGACAUGCUAACUCCUUCAGAGCGGAAGCGACAGGGCUAUAUCCAUGAGCUAAUUGUCACAGAAGAAAACUAUGUGAGUGACCUGCAGCUAGUCACUGAGGUCUUUCAGAAACCUUUGCUAGAGUCUGAUUUGCUGACGGAGAAGGAAGUGGCCAUGAUUUUUGUGAACUGGAAAGAGCUCAUCAUGUGUAAUAUUAAAUUGUUGAAGGCAUUACGGGUGAGAAAGAAGAUGUCAGGGGAGAGGAUGCCUGUGAAAAUGAUUGGUGACAUAUUAACAGCGCAAUUGCCUCACAUGCAGCCAUAUAUCCGAUUCUGCAGCUGUCAGCUUAAUGGAGCAGCACUGAUUCAACAAAAAACAGAUGAAGUUUCCGAAUUCAAGGAAUUUGUCAAAAGACUAGCAAUGGACCCACAAUGUAAAGGAAUGCCACUGUCAAGUUUCCUACUGAAGCCGAUGCAAAGAGUAACACGCUACCCAUUAAUAAUAAAAAAUAUUCUGGAAAACACCCCAGAAAAUCAUCCUGAUUUUAGCCACCUGAAACAGGCUCUUGAAAAGGCUGAGGAGCUGUGUUCUCAGGUGAACGAAGGUGUGCGAGAGAAAGAAAAUUCUGACAGGCUGGAGUGGAUCCAGACACAUGUACAAUGUGAAGGUUUGUCUGAGCAACUUGUUUUUAACUCCGUCACAAAUUGCUUGGGUCCUCGAAAAUUCCUACACAGUGGUAAACUUUAUAAAGCCAAAAGUAACAAGGAGCUUUAUGGCUUUCUCUUCAAUGAUUUCCUGCUACUGACACAGAUCAUCAAACCACUAGGUUCCUCAGGAACCGACAAGGUCUUCAGCCCCAAGUCGAAUCUACAGUAUAAAAUGUACAAAACUCCUAUUUUUCUGAAUGAGGUAUUGGUGAAGUUGCCGACAGACCCAUCUGGUGAUGAGCCUAUUUUCCACAUCUCCCAUAUUGACAGGGUGUACACACUUCGUGCUGAGAGCAUCAAUGAAAGAACAGCUUGGGUGCAAAAGAUUAAAGCUGCUUCAGAACUCUACAUUGAAACAGAAAAAAAGAAGCGCGAGAAGGCCUAUUUGGUUCGUUCUCAAAGGGCUACAGGCAUUGGAAGGCUAAUGGUGAAUAUAGUCGAGGGCAUAGAGCUGAAAGCAUGCAGAUCCAAUGGUAAGAGUAAUCCUUACUGUGAAGUGACUAUGGGCUCUCAGUGUCACAUCACAAAAACCAUUCAAGAUACUCUGAACCCCAAAUGGAACUCGAACUGUCAGUUCUUCAUUAAAGAUCUGGAACAGGAUGUACUGUGUAUUACUGUAUUUGAGCGUGACCAGUUCUCACCAGAUGAUUUUUUGGGGCGUACUGAAAUUCGUGUUGCUGAUAUCAAAAAAGACCAAGGCUCUAAAGGACCUGUUACAAAGCGACUUCUGCUGCAUGAAGUCCCUACUGGCGAGAUAGUUGUUCGUCUGGAUCUUCAACUUUUUGAUGAAGCAUAAAAGUGAUAUACUGUAUAUGUGUAUUUCUGUACUUUGAAAAGCCAUAUAUGGCAACUUUAUCAAGUAUGUGCAAAAGCUGUCUAGGAAUGCUGCAACAUUCAAUACUGCAGUGUCCAUGGAACAUAUUUUGUGUACUGUUUUAUACGUAACACUUAAAAACAUGGAAUUACAGUUUGUAGAUGUCUCUUCCAUUUGUUAAUGCAUUGCUUUAUCGUCUCCACAUUCCAAUUUAAAAUUUUCAGAUUAUGUGAUGAUAAACAUAAUAGCAAGGCAGGUCUUGAACUGGUUUGUCCAAACCUUGGCCCGUGGUUCUCAACUGAACUGAUUUGGUUCUGAGGUGGAAGUUUAGUGACUUGCACAAGUUUUUAUAGGGGAAAUUAUAGAAGUCAAACUGUAUUUUUGGUAAUCUUCAGGUUGGGGUGAGAAACAUGCAUUUUUGACUGUGUCCUAACAUAGGAUUACAUUUGCAGGUAAGGUUAUAUGACUGAGAAACUGGCUAUUCAGCCUAACUGGUUCAUGCUGAUGUGUAUGCUCCACGUAUGAACCUCUUCCUAUCUUUCUUAAUCUAAAUCUAUCAGCAUAACUUUUUAGUCCCUUCUUCGUAUGCUUCAUUAAAUGAAGUUAACCAUUUUGCCUCUGAGCACUUGAUUCAAACAUUUUUUAGAUGUCAAAUUUUAAAACCAAAGCACCAAGUCAAGGUGGUAUCUCACUAAUUACUAUAAACCAGUUCAGAAGAACUUUUAAUCGUAACUUAAGUACAAAAUGCAGAGUUGAUAAAAUGAAACCUGUGACCCUUAUAGAGCACAUUAAAGAAUAAUUCAUAACUUAUUGAUUCCUUGCCAUGUGAAUAAUAAGAAUAUUUACUUAACAAUUUUAGGCACUUUGGUCAGUGUCUCCUUCUCAUGAAAAAAGUUUGUUUAGAAAUUGGAUAGAGACUUGUAAACUUUGUUUGAAGUUCAACUUCUUACUAGGCUCUUCGAAGAGAACAGAUUUCUCAGUCAGUUCACCAGAUGAACCAACAAACUAGGUGAGGUACUGGACUAAAGAAACUCAAUCUACCUAUAAUAUCACAACAAUUCUAAGAAGCUUAACAAGGAGCGUCAUGGCAACUUGUUUCAUCCACUCUAAAGUAAUACUUAUAUUCAUGGAAAGAGGAAGAGGGAAAACCUAUAAUUAAUUUGAAGAAUUAAAAAAUGAUGUCUACAUGUGUUGCUGACUGAACAUCUUGGAAUCUUUAUUGCACUUUUAGACUUUGAACAAACUUAAAUUAACAGAUUUUAUGCAUAGUCCCAUUAUAUCCCAUAAAUACUUUUCAUUAAUGAGCACUAUUAGUUUUAGUUUGGUGAUAAAAAUGUUUCUGCAGUAUGUGAGGGAUGAAAGUUCCAAUGAUUUGCAGUAUUUGGUUUAAAAAAUCAGUUCAAGUAGUUGUCACUGGUUUUUUGUUUGAAAAUCAUAUAGAAAUUCUUUGUUGACUUAUCAAAUAUCUUUAAUAAUUAUUUUUAGUUUUGUCUUGAGAAUAAAGAUUCAAGACACAAGACCAAUAAUAUAAAUUACAUCCCCUCCAAAAAAUUAAAAUCACCUGAAAAGCUAAAUAAUUUUUAAUGUCAAGUACAAUCUUGUCCCAUUAAGAAAAUGUGACUGCACUGAUUCUUAGUUAAAGGUGGUAAACAUCAGCAAAAUUAGAUUUCAAUAUCUCAGAUUGAAUAAGUGUAGACUGGAAAAAUAAAAGUAAGAGAUUAAGAUAAUUAGCUAUCACAUUCAAGAAAAGUGAAAAAGCCAAUCUUAUGACAUAUGAGAGGACUUCAGUUUUUAUUCUAGUCUGUCUCUUUUUGCACAUUCAGUUGUUUAAUAUAUGAAGCACAUUACUUAAUACUAAUGACUACUUUUCCCCUUUAAAAGAAUUUUCAAAAUUUGAAAACAUUAAUUUAAUACCUGUUGUAUUUUUAAGAAGGUAAUUCCACUUAUGGGUAGAUGGACCAUACCAUUUUUAUUCAAGCUGUACUAUAUUUUUAAAUUAAUAAAACUUCAAAGGCUACAAUAUGUGCCAAUUGUUUACCAGCACAAUGGUCACUUACAAAGGUAAACUGUUGAGGAACUGUAAAUUUGUGCAUAGAUUAUUUUCAGUUAUUACUUAAAGAUCCUUUUUUAAAAAUCUUAACUAGCUUAAUUUUUCCUUGUUUCAGCACUGGAUUGACAUUACUAUUUCUGUUAAAAUACAAAUAUGACUAUGAUUGGCAGAAUAAAAUAAUGAUAAACACUCAGCACUUUGAAUUAAAACAAAACACCUAAAUUAUCAGUUAUUAAAUUAUUAUUCCAGUAAAUAACUAGUAAGCUAAAUUUGUUUUGCUAAUUUUUCUAUAAAAGCACUAUAUAAGCAUUAAAGGGUAGUAAUUUAUGACUGUAGGUGGAAUUAAAGUCACUUAUGCUCCAGAAAUAUUUUAUGGCCACUGUAGCAAACUAUUAUUUUGCAUUCAUUUCAUGUUGGACCUUGAUGCAGUUUUUUGAAUGAGAGAGUGUGUAGUUUUAUUGUGUGUAGGUACAUUUUUCACGAAGGAUAGUUAUUUAAAGUGUAUUUUUAAGCUUUCGCACAAUUCUGAAACGUCUUUAUCUCCAAUUGUCAAAUAAGAACUUUAAGCAAAUCUAAUAUCUAAACAAUAUUUUUCACGUUGUGCAAAUCAUUUGUUUAAAUGGUCAAAUAUUGUCAUAAAUAUAAGCUAUAUACUGCUUACAUUUAAUUUUUGUGGUCAUUUCCUGAGUAGUUUUUGAGCCACUUUUUGUUCAAAGUCCAACCUGACAAGAUCCGUUUGUUGAAUUCCUUCUAUUCAGAUUCAUAGUGGAUUUUGUCUAGUCAACUGUUAUUUGGGAAAAGGUUUUUAUGGUUCUUUUCCUUAAGUUAAAGGAUUUGACGAUGGGUCUAUACAGGUUUUUCAUAUUUUUAACAACCACAAGGGCAUCAUAUGUAUAUGCAGAGUUCUCAGUAAAACAUUUGCUUGUUUAUUCAUACAGGUCCCUCUGCUAUAAUGCACGUUUUGUUAACAAAUUUGCUGUAAUGCAAUUGACAAAUUGGGGACACGGUUUCUAAAGCGCAAACUUUUAAAACGUGUUGGCUGUUAAGCAAUUACAUCGCCAACACUUUAGAAACGGUGCUUAGUGUGAUUGUUCUAUAAUAUUGUACAAAAAUGCAACUACCACAUUAUAGAAGAACAGUAUAUUUUUCUGUACCUCAGUGAAUGCUUACAGGAUAUAAUUUGUGGAAUUAUUAGUUGCACAAGUUUUGAAAUCAAAACAUUGGUGUAGUGUUUACAUGCUCACCCUUGUUUGGAAAUUAGUCUUAGCCUCUCCAAGACUUUUAUGGGGACCCUGAAACAUGUUCUUAAAAUUUAAUUUUUCAAAAUUAAUGGCAUAUCAGUGAUACCCCUGUGCUGGUUAAACAAUUCUAAGCCUCAUGAGUUGGAGCUUUGGCAGUGUGGCUUAAUUCAGUUGUUAUGGUUAUUCAAUGCUGCCCUACUUUAUUUCAACAGUUGUUAAUCAUUUUGAACUAACAGUGUUACUACUUAGAAUGUGAACACUCUAUUGCUGAUUGUGUUGUUCAGCUUUUGCACUUUGUUGUCAAAAUAAUGGUAUUGUUAGUUUGUUUUUGCAUAAUAUUGUCUGUAAAAUACAUUGUGAUGUAACUAGUAUAACUUACAUAAGCUAAAACUUUUCCUAUCUAAUUGAGGAACACAUUGUGAGCAUAAGAACUCUGGGAGUUUUUGAACUGGAAGCUGCACUUUUAGAACGCAAUUCAAAACUUUCAAACCCAAACAUAUUCUAUUAUUAUUUGUAUGGGAAUUGUUAGUAACAUGUCUAAGUUUUUAAAAAAAUUUCUUUUUGUACUAACAAAUGUUAUGCCACACUUUAAUGGGCAGGUGCAUAUUCUAACCAUUGUCUCAAUCAUUAAAGAAUCAAAGAACAAAAUACUCAAGUCAGAAACUAACAAUUCUGCAUGUGCAAGAAUUUCUGCCUAUUUGAACCUUACAAAUUUUCUGAAGUUAUUAAAAGAUGGAGUUAAACAUGCAAUCCCCGUAUGUCAUACAGAAUUACCACAGUAAUUUGAUUGAAGGGAUGCAACCACUAUUUAAUAAUUUACAAUAAACAUUUGAUGAUGAUCUGUAGUGGGCAUUUUUUAAUAAUGAACAGUUGAGGCCAAAAGUCUGUCUAUUCUCUAUCUUCCUUAGUGUACCAGGCCAUUAUAUGUUUUUUGGUUAGUGUCCUGGAAGCAUGCUGAAUGUUUUCUAAUUUUGAGGAUGAUGGGAGAAAAGCAUUUCAUUAGUUUGGAGCCUUCAUUUACAGUAGACUGUAAACUAUUAAGUCAGUGCUGAGAAGCAAGAAAGUAUAACCAAACUUUCAUUCACUGCAGAGCAAUGCUACUCCAAUUAGGUUUUGUAGUGAUUACUCUGAAUAGGAAAAUCUAAUUUUGCCUUGGGGAAGGAUUGUCUUACUAAACUUUUGCUGCUGUGAACUGUUAAAAUGUAAAUUAGAACAAUGAAUUAACGAUGAAUACUGCAACCACAGAGGUUGAGCUAAACUGCUUGCUCUACUAUAUAUGUGGGAUAGGUACAUUGUUUAACUGUAGAGUCUUGAUAGACUUGUGUUUGAGAAGUAUGAAUCUCCUAAGCCAAACCAGACACUAUAUAGCCAAAUGUUACAUGUUUACUGAAUUGUAAAUCACUGUCAGAGUGCACAGCUAUCAUAUUUGUGUUCAUUGUUCUCCUUGUCACUGUUUACAUAUCAGCAAUUUCUCUCUGACGGGUUAUAUUUCUCUUAGCUUAAGUAUUUAAGUGUAUUUUCAAAAAGUAAAAUAAACUUCUACAAGUUAA
Molecule: messenger RNA, 10355 nt
Organism: Chiloscyllium plagiosum (whitespotted bambooshark)
Lineage: Eukaryota; Metazoa; Chordata; Chondrichthyes; Orectolobiformes; Hemiscylliidae
Gene: itsn1
Product: intersectin 1 (SH3 domain protein)
Biological process (GO): intracellular signal transduction; positive regulation of Rho protein signal transduction
Molecular function (GO): calcium ion binding; guanyl-nucleotide exchange factor activity; protein binding
Source: RefSeq, a predicted model, not a curated record